Symbiodinium necroappetens is the source of this 1467-nucleotide messenger RNA. The record is from the annotation of a GenBank genome assembly. NCBI's taxonomy places the organism in Eukaryota, Dinophyceae, Suessiales, Symbiodiniaceae.
AUGUCCUGCAUGCAUGGUGUGCUUAAUCCUUCAACGGCGUAUUUUGAUGCUGGCUUCAACCUUCUGCCGACAAGGGCAUUCGGAAACAAGUACUGUUGGCAGGAUGGCUUCGAUUUUUAUCGUUGUUGUAGCAGCCAUCCGGACCCAGCGUGCUGGAGCGAGGGUGGCAUGUCUUUUGAGAACUGCUGUCUGACUGGUGGAAUCGGGUGGCAACUGACAGGUGCGAACGCUGUUGCAUCUCCAAAUUUGGGUAGCGAAAGAGAGCUGGAGGAAUCUGUGGCACAGUUUCCUUGCGUCGGCACUGCCAGCAAGGCCAGAAUGCUGCUCGCAUUGUCCGAGGGCUUCAAUUGGUGCACUCCUCGCAAAGCAGCUGAGUGGCAACCGGACUGGUGUCAAUCUGCUGGUGGUCGCUUACACAACGUUACCUUCAAUUGGGCCCACUUACGUGGCCAAUGCCCGCAAAGCGUCCAAGACCACAUCGUCUCAAUUGGCAGAGGGGCUGGCGAGAAUUGUUCAGUAAGGCCCUUGCAAGCCACACUCCAGCUUUGCAUUUCACCCGAGUGCCAGGUAUGGGAAGUGAUUGCGGGGCUGUCGGUCUUGCACUUCUACAACGUACGACAACUCAAUUGCACAGCUCUGCUAUUGCAAACUACCACGCCAACGGAUGAUCCUCCAAAGACAGGCCGUGUAGGGACCAGGGAUCCGCCAGCGGAUCUGGAGGCUUGGCGGAGAAUGUUCUGGAUUUGUGGAAGCUGUCCCUUGCAGCGAUACGGUUCAUCAGGGGACGGCGGAUACCUUCUGUGUGACCUGCAGAAUACAACAAUGGCAGCGGCAUAUUCAUAUGGAAUUGAUGGCCGAGACGAGUGGGGCCAAGAGGUUGCGGCAUGCACUGGGGCCACAUUGUUUCAAUUUGACUGCUUCAAUACGACGGGGGCUGAGUGCCGGGGCCAGAAGAUGUGUCCACCUACAAACUUUCGAGCAGAGUGCUUGUCCGCACCUGGCUGCUUCUUCGACAAGCCUUCCGGAUCAUUGCAGCAACACUUUUGGAGGAAUCAUGUCGGAGGAUUCCACCCUUAUGCUGUUGCAGACCGCAGUCUGCUGCUGAAGGUGGAUAUCGAAGGCUUCGAGUGGGAUGUCUUCGCAACAGCCGAGCCGCAGUUGCUGCUAAAAUUCUCCCAGAUUGUCGUCGAGUUUCAUUUCCCGUUUCUACGGAUCCCAAUCCCCGAGAGCUUCCACUUGGUGCACCAGAAAGCCUUGAAGAAUCUCCUCUCCCUCUUCGUGGUCGUGCACGUUCAUCCCAACCCUGGUUGCCGGGAUCCUGAGCUCGGAAGUUGCCUCGAGGUGACCUUCGCAGAGCCGAGACUGGUGAACCGACAUAGCUGUCGGCCUCCUCUCGCUAGCCAUCUGGAUCAGAGGAGCGUGGAAGAAGAGAACCUCGACCUUCGAUCCAUCUUUCGAGAACCCUGA